GCAGCAGCCCUGCUCAGCCUGGGGCCCUCCCUGACCUGCAGUGGCCGGGGCACGGGGCGGCACACUUGUCACCGAAGGCCCAGCACAGCCUCUCUGCGUGGCUCCCUGAUUUCCCUGUGCGGGAGCAGCCGUCACUGGCACCGGAGCCGAGUGUGGCUACCCAUCGGGCUGUGUGACCUUGGGUGAUCUCAUCAACCCCUCUGAACCCAGUUUCCUUCCCUUGAAAUCCAGGCCUUUUGGGUCUCUGUGCCCCCUUCCCAUCGCUCACCUCUAGGCCCAACCUUGGGGCCCAGGUCCCUUUAUGGGCGGGGCAAAGGGCGGAGCUUGGCAAAUAUGGGAGAAAUGAAUUAGCAAGCUUAAAGGCAGACUGACUAGCUUUGCGGCCUAAGAGAUCUUUGAACUCCAAGAGACUGCCCACAAGCUUUGGUGAGAUGUGUAUUUAGAGUUCGCUGCGGUUUCCUAAGGUGUCUGUGACCCACCAACGACCAGGAGCCAGGAGCUCUGGGGACCGCAGCAGCCUCCAUGCAGUCUCUGUGUCCUGGCCUGCCCUGGUCUCCAUCUCCUUGGGUCAUUCAGGGGUGGGAAUUUUAGGGAUCAGCCAGUAGGGCCACAUAUGCCAAGUGCUGGAGUCUAAGAAACAGUGUGGUGGGGGGGGGGGGCAUGAUACCUACUGCCAGCACAGGAUCACUGGGUGGCCAGAGUGAGCAGUGCUCAGGAGGAAGCCUUCCUGGAGGAGGAGGAGGAAGAGAAGCAAGAGGAGGAAGAGCAGGUGGAGGCUGGCUCCUCCAGUGAGGGCUGGCAUUUGUGGGCUCUACGUUAGGCACUAGAGUGGACCAUGGCUUCUCCGAUCCUGCUGCUAUUGCUGCUACCAUCCCUGGGGGCCAGCUAUUCCCUGGGCAGGGAUCUUUCCAGGCCCCUUGAAGACACAGAACCCUACCUUGUCCCCGUAGCCCACAAUGAGCACCCUGUGGACUCAGAAACCCAAGCCUCUGGCCUCCUGUGGUGGAGCCGCACACACUUUGACAGCCUCCAGGGCCCUGCUGCAGUUGCCCAGAGGCCUGCAGACUCUACCCUAGGCCCUGCCCUGCCUGGACCCCAUGCAGCCCCUGGGGCUCUGGGAGUGCAGCUCCCUAUGAGGGACAACCUCCAGCUCGCCCAGAGGCCCAGCUCCCAGGGCUGGAUGGGACCCCCAGAUACCCAAGGCCCUUGGGAGCAAGACACCUUUGCCCCCCUCCCAGCAGGCGCCUCCCACCUCACGGUUACCCCCAUACCUCCCAGCCUUCAAGUCAGGCCAGCCACACUGCCUCCUGCUCCCCAGGAGCCCCAAGGCCCAGCAAGGCAGCAUCCUUCUAGAGAUCGGGAUCCCAAGGCCAAAUCUAAGACCAGAGCUCCACCAGCUUCUCCCCUGGACCCCCAGGGCCCUCAUCAUACUCUCAUGCCACACACAGGUGCUGUCAGGGAGCGAGUCCUGGGAGGACAGGCUGGGCAUGAGGGUGAUUUCAAGGAGGCAGCCCAAGGCCUCCAAGUUACCCAGGACUCAGUAGCCCCCAGUGCCGACUCCAGUUCCCCAGCUGACCCCAGCAUCCAGCCAGACCUGGCCUUGGCCAGAAGACUUCCUCCUGCUGAGGAGCUGCCACCUGAGCCCCGAGAGAAGACCAGUGCUGGAGACACCUGGGACAUCAGUUCUUUGGGCCCCUGGCCCAAACAGAUGGACCUUCCUGACGUCGAGGGUUCCCAGGAACUUCAGCCCACACACACUGCAGCCUCUGAAGCUCUGGAUGGGCAACUGAAGCCAGAGACGGCAGCAAUGAACGGAGCAGACCCCAUCUCCCCACAGCGGGUGAGAGGAGCAGUAGGGGCCCCGGACACGUCCAAGUCUCUCGUCCCCAGCACCUCAGACCCUGGCCUGGCUAUAAAUGGAACUGAGAGCCCUCUGAGGGGCCUGCAGCCAGAUAAAGCCGAGGAAUGGCCUGGGUGGCCCCAAAGCCAUCCCCCAGCACCCCCAGUGCAGGCCCCCUCAACAUCUCGCCGAGGCCUCAUUCGAGUCACCACACAGCGAGCCCUGGGCCAGCCGCUCCCUCCAGAGCCCUCGGCGAGCUCCACGGCCUCUGCCCCGGUUUCCAGCCCCCCAGCCAACGCCACUGCACCCCCCCUGCGCUGGGGACCCCUACGGCAAGUGCUGAGCUUUUCCUGGGAGCUGCACGUCUACGGGGUGGGGGUGCUCUUCCUGCUGCCCGCUUUAUUAGCUCUCGCCACACUGGCUGCAGCCCUAGCGGGACCCCGACUAGCACUGGUGGCCACUGCGCUGGUGCUCCUGGCCUCUGGGCUGCGUUCAGCAUACAUGCUUACUGACCCUUACGGUUCGCAGGCGCGGCUAGGCGAGCGCACGGGCCUGGUGCUCUACAACCUGCCCUUCCCCUUGCUGCUCACAGCUCUGGCAGCCCUGACCUUGCUCGGCCUGGGUGCGGGGUUGCCGCCAAUGCUGCAGAAGCCACCACUGCUGGGGUCCUUGGCCCUGGUGCACGGUGCAGGACUGCUGGCCGCCGACCUGUUGUCAGCGCGGCCCGUGCUCAACCUCCUGGUGCAGGGCCUGUCAUGCGCCUGGGGCGCAUCCGUGGCCCUGGGCACGCUCUGCCUGUGCCGGCGCCGCCUGCUGGACGCGCCGCGGGGCUGGGACCCCAGCCCUGGCCCGCGCCUGCUGGCUGUGGCGGGCUCGCUGGGGCUGCUGGCCAGCGGCCUGCAGCUGGCGGCCUCACUCUGGCUGUAUCCGGGCCCUGGCCGGGUGGGCCGCUUCUCGUGGGCCUGGUGGGGUGUGCACUUCUGGCUGCGUCUGCUGGAGUUGACCUGGGCGCUGGCACUGGCGCUGUCAGCCAUGGCCGCUGCGCGCCCCUGGCCGCCCACCGAGCACGCCUGCUGGGCGAAGCUGCUGCGCCUGGCGUGCCCUGUGCCGCCGAGCAAGAGCGAGGUGCCUGAGCGUCCCAACAACUGCUACGCGGGGCCCAGCGGCCUCGGUCAGGCUGGGCUGGACAUCAGCAAGAGCCUCAUCCGCAACUCGGGGGAAGGGGGCCCGCCCGCCACGCCCAGCUCUGGCGCCUGGGGUUCAGCUGCAUCGCUGGGCCGCGCAGCCCCUGGUGGCCCGGGACGGUCCUGCAGUAGCAUGGGACCGGCGCCGUCACUGAGCGAGCUGGACCUAAGGCCGCCAUCGCCUAUCAACCUGAGUAGAAGCAUCGACGCCGCGCUCUUCCGUGAGCAUCUGGUGCGGGACAGCGUGUUCCGGCGCUGCGGCCUGCAGAACCUGACCUCCCAGCCGCCCGGGGGCGCGCUGCGGGUCCGCCGGGGCAGCCAGCACGACGCUGAGCCCAACACAGGGUGCACGCUGCUCCGCACUCGCUGCCGCUCCUUCAGCGAUGUGGGAGGCCAAGGACCAAAGGGCGCGGCGGACCAGGCGGGCCAGGCUGCAGCCUCUGGCAGCUCCCUGGACAGCUUCUCCCGGGGUUCGCUCAAAAUAAGCUGGAACCCAUGGCAGCACGGACUGUCUUCGGUGGACAGUCUACCGCUGGAAGAGCUGCCCAGCACGGUGCAGCUCCUGCCCGCCCCGGCCCCGGCCCCGGCCCCGGCCCGGCAAGGGGAGUCUCAACCAGAGGUCCCGCCCGGAAGCAAAGCCGGGAACUCCCACAGCGCCUCCAGCGACACCAUCGAGCUCUGAGCCGUCCACUGAGCGCAGCCGCCAGGACAGCCAGCUUUACACACUGGCCACCAUGGCCCUAAGAGCCAGAUGGGAACCCACUUCAGCUUUUGUUUUUAAAAUCUACUUUUUUCAAUCAAGUAUUCUGCAUAGGGCCGUGACUUACACGGAAUACAGGGUGGCAGGGCAUGGAUUUGGGCAUGGGCAACAGGGUCCACACUUCCCAGAAUGGAGGGAGGAACAGUGCUUGUCCCAACUGUCUCUUGUGCCAAAGAAAUAAACCUGUGAGGUUUGGCUCCUUCCUCCCACA
This is a messenger RNA of Cavia porcellus (domestic guinea pig), 3995 nucleotides long. RefSeq names its product proline rich transmembrane protein 3 (gene Prrt3). The transcript has 4 exons. The record is from RefSeq and is a predicted model, not a curated record. Bases 836 to 3706 code for a protein of 956 amino acids. NCBI's taxonomy places the organism in Eukaryota, Metazoa, Chordata, Mammalia, Rodentia, Caviidae.